This is a messenger RNA of Grus americana (Whooping crane), 1828 nucleotides long. Its product is annotated as butyrophilin subfamily 1 member A1-like. Lineage: Eukaryota; Metazoa; Chordata; Aves; Gruiformes; Gruidae. Gene Ontology annotation, molecular function: protein binding. The record is from RefSeq and is a predicted model, not a curated record.
CACUCCUUCCAAAAGUGCAUUAUCCAUUUCCCAGGGAAAUAGAAGGAAUUUGACUUGACCCACAUGACAUUUUUAGAGGAUAUAUGGAAUAAGCGCUCAGAAAGGAAGCUUUUACUAGUCCUGUUCUUUGUUCUUCCAACAUGUAUUUUAAUUGGAAAGUGGCUUACAGAUGAAGUGCCUAUCACCAUCAGCAUAGAACCAUCAGUUGUCCUUGUUGGAGAGCAAGUGACUCUGUCCUGCCAGCUGUCAGACAAUGUCCCCUCUAACGUGAGCGUGCUUUGGUACAAAUUGGAAAAGGGGAGGGAUGCUCCACUGUGCUCUUCCUCCAGCCUGGGGGGGGUGGUGGAGCAGCGCCAGGAUGCAGAACAGCGGAGGGUUGCAGGACACUGGCAGAGAAGAGCAUUUCUUCUGGUUAUCCGUCAAGUGCAAGUAGCUGAUGAGGGUGCAUAUGUUUGUGCUGUGAACAGCAGCGUCAUCACACAGGAGGCUAUGACUCACCUUAAUGUUACAGCAAUUGGGUAUAAGCCAACUUUGGACAGGGAUCUGCAAGAGGAGAGUAUGUGUCGCUACACAUGUAAGUCAAAACAAUGGUACCCAAAGCCUGAAGUAAUUUGGAUGAACUAUGGAGGAGACACAGUAAAUGUGGAGGCCAAGACCAAUAUAACCUGGAGUGAGAGAGACCAUUUCACAGUGCAAAGCACCAUCAUGGUGCCUUGUGAUAAUGUAGAUGUAGUGUGUGUAGUCGAACUCAUCAAAGCCAAGAUAAGCCGAUCAGGUUCCAUGAAUGAAAUCAUUGUGCCACACUCAAGCACUUGUACAUACAAGGGCAGAAUAAGAGGUUCCUAUGAAAAGCCCAAAGUGAUGUGGGUUAAUCACGAAGGAGAAGAUCUAUCCUCACUGGCCCAGACGAGCAUUCUACAGGAGAUGGACAAUAUUUUUGCAAUAGAGAGCUCCAUUGAGAUACCCUGUGGACAACCGCCACCUUCUUUUGUGACCACUGAUAGGGAACGCAGUCCACAAAUUGCUCAACAGUCAGGAAACAGUAACUUGUCCUGGAUUGUCUGCCUCCUUGUUCUCAAUAUUUUAGGAGAAAACCAGAAGGAGACUGAGAACCUGAAGAAGGAGAUUGGUGAGUGUUGCUGUCUUUCUGGAGGCCAUGUGAGCCAGCUAAUUGUGAGGUUUGGGGGUCUUCACAGAAUGUUGCUUGUGGUCUUCUGGCUGGUGGAGGCCUUGUUGCUGGCAGGAGACCCCAAAUAUCUAUUCAUUGGAGAUGACAUCAAGGUUGAUGGGGACACAGCCCAUCCCAACUUGUCUAAUGCUGUGGACAAGAAGAAUUUUACGCAUAAAUCACAGGUCCAGAAAGUGACUCAAAAUGAAGAGAGUUUUUAUUCAUCUGUCUGUGUGCUGGGCUCAGAAGGUUUCUCCUCUGGGAAGCAUUACUGGGAGGUGGAUAUUGAAAAAAGCAAUGACUGGGACAUUGGAGUAGCCAAAAAAUCCGCUCCAAGGAAAGGAAUAAUUUCUCUGUCACCUAAAGAAGGAUUCUGGGCUCUGGGCUUGUGUUCUAAAGAUUACUGGGCAAGAACUGAUCCAUGGACAUGGCUAGCGGUGCAGAAAAAUCCCAGGAAAGUUGGAUUUUACCUUAAUUGCGAUGAGAAAACUUUGACUUUUUUCAAUGUUACUGACACAUGUGUGAUGUUCACAUUUACAGACUGUGCAUUCUCAGAAGAAUUGUAUCCCUUCUUUAAAAACUCACACAAAGAAUCAACCAUGAGAAUCUGUUCUGUUAAAGAGGAAUAAUUUUCUUUAAUAUGGUAAUUUUGUUGUGCAA